CUUGUUAUGGCGCUUGAACUAAUGUUUUAAUAACUGUCUUAAAAAAAACAAAGCAGUGAUUAACAAUAACCAAUAAAAUUGAAACAGUAUUAUUUUCAUUUCUCCUUGAAUAUUGUAUAUAAACCCUACACCUGUAUUGAACAGUCAGUUAGUUGUGAGUUUCUACGUUGAUUAUUUUUAUUUUUGGAAGGAAAGGUGAAGGAACAUUUAACACACACUUGCAGUUAUCACAAGAUGAUUUUUCGCAUAGCAACCAACUUGCUGCUGAUAGGAAUAUUAUCAUCACAGGAGGAGAGUGUUUUCGCGCGCGCUGAUGAAAUAGAUGUGUCGGAUGGUAAAACAUUAAAAAUGGUUCACCUGGUAUACCGUCAUGGGCACAGAUCUCCCGUAGCGAUCUAUCCCAACAAUCCUUAUCAAGAAAAUGUGUGGCCAGAUGGUCUUUCAAGAUUAACUCAGAUUGGCAUGAACAUGGAAUACGAUCUUGGAAAGUUUUUACGAAACCGAUAUGUCGAAGCGGGCUUUAUUAACUCAUCAUAUCUGCACAAGGAGGUGUACAUACGAAGUUCGGGUGUAGACAGGUGUUUACAAAGUGCAGAGUCUCAAUUAGCUGCUCUCUAUCCACCCAAAGGCUGGCAGGUUUGGAACACAGAAAUUCCAUGGCAACCAGUACCAGUUCAGACUGUACCAUCAGACAACGACCCUGUUUUGCGUCCAGAUUCAACUGUUUGUCCAGCUCUUAAAAAAAUUUGGGAAGCAAAGGAGUAUGAGCCUGAAUAUUUGAAAAAGAAAAAAGAAUAUGAAAAUCUAAUGGCGUACGUGAGUCAUCAUUCUGGCUGGAACGUUACAUUUGACAAUGCGUGGAUGGUCAUGGACGAUUUUAAGUCUGAGAAAGUUCAAGGUUUUCCCACACCAGGAUGGGCGGUUCCUAUUUAUGACGAUUUGCAAUAUAUUACCGAUUGGCUAUUCCUGAACAAAUACGUUGGUGGAAAAAAAUUAGGAAGAAUUCUUGGAGGAACUCUGUUGGGAAUAAUGAACAAAGGGAUGCUAAAAUUUAGUAAAGGAAAAGAUCUUGAUAAACUUCACAAGCUGAAUAUGUUUUCGGGGCAUGAUACAUCAAUCUUGUCGUUGUCCACUGCUUUGGACAUUCACAUUACGGAAUCGCCAUACUACGCAUCGUGUUUCAUGAUAGAAUUAUUUACCAACCGGAGAGGGAAAUACUUUGUGGAAAUGAACUUUCGUAACGACAGCAGUGGUUCAACCUAUCCAGCAAAGUUGAAGGGCUGCAGAUACCGAUGCCCGUUAAAAAAGUUUAUCAAAUUAACAAAGCCAAGAAUUCCAAGUGACAGAGACAAAGACUGUGGCAUUACAGAUAAAAAACCUGUCCCUAGUUCCAAAACACGCGAAGUCAAGGCAGGGGCCCUAUACUGGAGAAUUUUAACUUUUCUGUUUUUGGCGUUAACUGCGUUAUUGUUGUUUGUGCUGAUUUCUAUCCUGGCUAAAAGAAAACGUCCUUACGAAAGACAAGUUGAUGAAAGUUUUUCAACUGAGGAAAAGAGCGCGAGUGAUAAAGAAUUUGAAGUGCAUGGUGUUGUGGUUAAACAAGUUUAAUAACAUGCAUUUUUCAGCUUGAAAUUUACUGCAGUGCUUGUAACUCUUUAUAUAAUUUUAAUACGCUCAUAGAAACAUUGUUCUAUGAUAUAUCGUAACUUCUUUGACCUGUAUGAUCCAGGAGAGGAAAACCGGGAUGAUAUUCUUUACACCAUAUAUGUGAGAUAGAAUUGCUUACAGUAUGGUAACAGACUAAUUUUUAUUUUUGAAACGAUUCGGACUAAAAUAAUGUUCACGAAGGCAUUAUUUCUUCACUGUGUUAUUUUUGUGUAUUAGUUUAGGCGAAAACGGAUGAGUAAAAA
Messenger RNA from Hydractinia symbiolongicarpus, 1910 nucleotides. Its product is annotated as prostatic acid phosphatase-like. Gene Ontology annotation, molecular function: acid phosphatase activity. NCBI's taxonomy places the organism in Eukaryota, Metazoa, Cnidaria, Hydrozoa, Anthoathecata, Hydractiniidae. Gene Ontology annotation, biological process: dephosphorylation; lysosome organization. The record is from RefSeq and is a predicted model, not a curated record. Bases 235 to 1608 code for a protein of 457 amino acids. Gene Ontology annotation, cellular component: lysosome. The transcript has 13 exons.